AUGGGCAAGAAGCAUAAGAAACAUAGGUCGGAGUGGAGGUCCUACGAUGCAGAGUAUGAAGAUAAGCCCCUUCAAAAACCGUUAAAGCUGGUCCUUAAAGUGGGAGGAAGCGAAGUGACGGAACUCUCUGGGUCGGGACACGACUCAAGCUACUAUGACGAUCGGUCGGAUCACGAGCAACGAGACCGUCAUAAGGAAAAGAAGAAAAAAAAGAAAAAGAAAUCUGAAAAAGAGAAAGAUAAACAUUUGGAUGAUGAAGAGAGGAGCAGACGGAAGGAAGAGAAGAAAAGAAAGCGAGAAAAGGAACUCAAUGAUUCUCAUGGCGAAACAGAGUACUUUGAGCCAGGGAAAAAAGUUGAGGUUGAAUCCCCAACGGAACAUCCAGUCAGAACAGGAAGUUCUGAAAGCAGUCCAAUUCAGCAGCUCCUGGAAUAUUUCCUCAACCAGCUCCAACAGAAAGACCCACAUGGGUUUUUUGCCUUUCCAGUCACUGAUCAAAUUGCCCCCGGCUAUUUCAUGAUUAUAAAGCAUCCUAUGGAUUUUAGCACUAUGAGAGAGAAAAUUACCACAAACGAAUACAAAUCGAUCACGGAGUUUAAGGCAGACUUUAAGCUCAUGUGUGAAAAUGCAAUGACUUACAACAGUCCAGAAACUGUAUACUACAAGCUAGCCAAGAAGCUUCUUCACACUGGCUUUAAAAUGAUGAGUAAACAGGCUGUUGUUUUAGGGGAUGAGGAAACACAAGUUGAGGAACUUGUUCCUGAGAACAUCGCACCGGUACCCGUUGAGACUACAAAGAAGCACAAAAAGCCAACAAAGGAAGUAAUAACGUGUAUAUUUGAGCCUGAAGGUAAUGCAUGUAGUUUAACAGACAGCACUGCUGAGGAACACGUUUUGGCUCUUGUUGAACACGCAGCUGAUGAGGCACGGGAUAAGAUCAACCGAGAACUACCAAACUCCAAAAUUGGCUUCCUCAAAAAGAAUGCCGAUGGGACACUUCUCUAUUCCGUUGUCAACCCAGAUCCAGACAACGUAGAAGAAGAAACCCAUCCAGUGGAUUUCAGCUCUCUCUCUAGCAAAUUAUUACCUAGUUUUACAACACUUGGGUUCAAAGAUGACCGUAGCCAUAAAGUCACAUUUCUUAACAGUGCGAGCACCUCGCUAUCUUUACAAAACAACACGCUCUUCACUGACCUAAAGCCAGAUGAAAUGGAGUUAAUGUAUGCUGGUUAUGGCGAUGAGACCGGAAUACAGUGUGCAUUGAGUCUUCAGGAGUUUGUGAAAGACUGUGGUGGUUAUGCAAAGAAGAUCGUAAAUGACCUUCUGGACCAGAUAACUGGAGGCGAUCACUCCCAAACUAUUUAUCAAAUAAAGCAGAGGAGUAGUCUCCAGGGACGACUUCAAGAAGAUAUGAAAAUGCCACUUGUAAUGAUCAAAGAGGAGCCUAGAAUGCAUCCACUAUGUCCAGAAUCUAACUCUAAGCACAUGAUGAUGGGAGACCCUUUGAGGGAUGGCAGCCACUCUGUCCCAGACUUUAUAGCUAUCAAGCAGUACUCUGAUAUGUCUCUUGAUAUGAUAAACAGUUUGGGUAAAGUCAAGAAAGAGCUUGACCACGAUGAUACUCAUUUAAAUUUAGAUGACACAGCCAAACUCUUGCAUGAGUUUCAUGAUGUACACCCAGAACGAAUUGGCUCUAGGUUAUCUUCUAAUAUAAUUUCUCUGUCCAACAAUUCCGAUCGAGAUCACCACCACCACCACCACCAUCAUCAUCUUGGAAGUCCUCAACUCAGCAUUGGGGAACAGCAAGACAUUCCCGACCCAUAUGAAUUCCUUGAAUCUCCAGACCCUGAUAGUACAAAUUAA
This is a messenger RNA of Pelobates cultripes (western spadefoot toad), 1863 nucleotides long. NCBI's taxonomy places the organism in Eukaryota, Metazoa, Chordata, Amphibia, Anura, Pelobatidae. The record is from the annotation of a GenBank genome assembly.